AUGGGUCGGCUCGACCGGAGUGAUACCACGGCCUCACAGAAAACCAGCGUGAAACAACCACAGGGUUGUGUUUCGCCGUGUGCCGUUCUUCAAGCUCCAAUUAUCCCGCCACCUAUUCAGCAGGGCGCCGUAUCAUAUGAACUGCCAUGGCCAUUCAUUAUGCCAGGAAGUAGAAUCGUGGGUGGAACAGCAGCUCCUGAAGGUCGCGUACCAUACCAGGCGUCUUUGAGAAGCAUUCUCAACGCACAUUUUUGUGGGGGAUCUAUUCUGAAUAAGAGAUGGAUUCUGACUGCUGCACAUUGUACUGUUGGUCAAUCAAAAUAUUCGAUGAUAGUUGUAGUGGGUACAACGAACCGGCUUAUUGGAGGAGACACAUAUUCGGUAGACAAAAUCGCUAUCCAUGAGAAAUAUGACAGUACCGAAAUUAAGAAUGAUGUCAGCGUCAUCAAGGUCAGCAGGGACAUCAAGUUUAAUGAUGUGGUGCAGCCUAUCGCCCUUCCGGAUGAAGAUACAGGAGCUGGAGUAGAUCUAUUCCUCAGUGGCUGGGGAAGACUCUCUUAUCCUGGCUCGCUGCCCGUUCAGCUGCAGAUGAUCAACCUGACUUCCUUGAGUGUAAAGCAAUGCCAGAAUGUCUACCAGAAUAUCAAUCCGGUCUUCAGUUCACAGAUCUGUUCCCUCACCAAAUCCGGAGAAGGAGCUUGUCACGGUGACUCUGGUGGUCCACUAGUAGCCGACAGCAAGGUGGUCGGCAUCGUUUCGUGGGGCAUGCCCUGUGCCCGCGGCUACCCAGACGUUUACACCAGAGUGUACUCAUUCCUGGACUGGAUUAAACCAAAGAUUACCUUGGAAGAAACAGUCCAGGCCUAA
Messenger RNA from Spodoptera exigua (beet armyworm), 867 nucleotides. NCBI's taxonomy places the organism in Eukaryota, Metazoa, Arthropoda, Insecta, Lepidoptera, Noctuidae. The record is from the annotation of a GenBank genome assembly.